UUGAAAGAAAGAACCAAACACCCCCGCAUCCAUAAUUGCCAUUGCGCACUUCUCCCCCUUCCAUUUCCUGCACGUGCUCUCUCUCUCUCUCCCCCCUCCUAGGGAUGAUACUCUGUCUCUUCUUCUUCUUCUCUUUCGCGCUGUCUUCUUCUUCUUCUCCAAUCUCACCUCUAUUCGAAUCACAUUCUUCCUCUUCCUCCUCCUCUCUCUAAUUCACCCCAAAACCAAUCACAAGGAGGAGGGAGAACAGUUCUCUCAACCCUUUUUAUCAUGCAAUAGAACCCAAUCCAUGGCUUACAAUAGGCUGCCCAACAGCGGACAUAACAGCCCAUCUCCUCCUCAGUCCCCCCUCCGCUCCCCCAGACACCGGCACGCCCGUUCUAAACAGCCAAGGUUUACGUCCGCUCAACCUCCUCGGACUCUAGUCCAACGGAUUUCUUGGAUCCUUUUAUCUGUACUUCUUCGAAGACAGGGGAUCUUUCUUUUUGCACCGUUGUUAUAUAUAUCCGGUAUGUUGUUUUAUAUGGGUACUGUCUCAUUUGACGUUGUUCCUGUUAUUAAUCAUCGACCUGCUUCCGGCUCUGUUUAUCGGAGUCCUCAACUAUAUGCUAAGCUUCGCCAUGAAAUGGAUGCGGAUAAUUCUUCUGCCGAUGCGAUAUCGACCAUAUGGAAGCACUCCAAAGGUGGUUCAUGGAAACCGUGUGUCAACAAGUUAGUGGGAGAACUUCCAGAGUCUAAUGGGUACAUCUAUGUUGAGGCAAAUGGUGGUUUGAACCAGCAAAGGACAUCGAUAUGCAAUGCUGUUGCUGUAGCAGGUUAUCUUAAUGCAACACUUGUAAUUCCCAACUUCCAUUUUCACAGCAUCUGGAGAGAUCCCAGCAAAUUUAGUGACAUUUAUGAUGAAGAUUAUUUCAUUAAAACCUUGAACAACGAUGUAAGAAUAGUUGACACAAUUCCGCAGUACCUUAUGGAGCGAUUUGAUCACAAUAUGAGCAAUGUGCAUAACUUCAGGAUAAAGGCAUGGGCACCUAUUGAUUACUAUGUAGAUACAGUACUUCCUAAGCUACUUGAAGAAAAGAUAAUAAGGAUAUCUCCUUUUGCAAAUCGGUUGUCAUUUGAUGCUCCUCCAGCUGUUCAAAGGCUUAGAUGCUUGGCAAAUUAUGAAGCUUUAAGGUUUUCAAAUCCUUUGUUGACAAUGGGGGAAACUCUAGUAGCAAGAAUGAAAGAACGGAGCACAAAUUCUAGUGGAAAAUAUGUUUCUGUUCACCUCCGGUUUGAAGAGGAUAUGGUUGCCUUUUCAUGUUGUAUCUAUGAUGGCGGCUUGAAAGAGAAGACUGAUAUGGAUGCUGCUAGGGAGAGAGGUUGGAAGGGGAAGUUCACCAAGCGUGGUCGAGUUAUUCGUCCUGGGGCAAUUAGAAUUGAUGGAAAAUGUCCUCUUACUCCCCUCGAGGUUGGUUUGAUGCUCAGAGGUAUGGGAUUCGAUAGAAGCACAUCUAUCUAUUUGGCAUCUGGGAGAAUAUACGACGCUGAAAGAAAAAUGGCGCCUUUAUUGGAAAUGUUUCCACUUUUACAGACUAAAGAGAUGCUGGCAUCACCCGAAGAACUCGCUCCUUUUAUGAUUUAUUCUUCAAGGAUGGCUGCUGUAGACUAUACAGUUUGUCUUAAUAGCGAGGUAUUUGUUACGACCCAAGGUGGAAACUUCCCUCAUUUUCUAUUGGGCCAUCGGAGAUACUUAUAUGGCGGACAUUCCCAGACAAUCAGACCAGAUAAGCGGAAGUUGGCCUUGUUCUUCGACAAUCCAAAUAUUGGUUGGAAAGGGUUCAAGAAACACAUGCUUAGCAUGAGAGCCCGUAGUGACUCAAAAGGUAUUGAGCUAAAAAGGCCAAAUGACUCGAUAUACUCAUUCCCUUGCCCGGAUUGUAUGUGUCGUGCCAAUAGAUCAGAAGAUUCUAGAACAAAUUCGUCAGCAAAUGCAACAUCAACAACGUGAUUGUCUGCCAUCGCCUACUUUAUAUAUCUCUAUAUAUGGGUGCUAACCUCCAUUUUACCUUUACCAGCAACAUUCUUUCGAUUUUUUUUCACUCGAGUCACGUGGCUUGGCAUCAUCAUUGGGGAUUUGGAGCAUUUGCAGAAGGGAAGAAGAUUGGUAAGGAUUUUUUUAUUAUUUUAGUGAAGGAGGAGAAGAAGAAGGGUUUGAUAACUGAAAAAAAAACAAAAAAAUGGAAAAGAAAGGUUAGAAGAGGAAAUUAUAGAGACAGUUAUCCUUGUUUAGGAAGGAGUUAUGGGUGUUUUUUGUACAUUAAUAUCAUGUUUUUCUGUUUUAGUGAGAGCUGUAAAAAUAUGGGUAGAGCAGACAGGACAGAUUAACAACAGUUGAUUCUUCUUCUUAUUAUUAU
Molecule: messenger RNA, 2396 nt
Organism: Impatiens glandulifera
Lineage: Eukaryota; Viridiplantae; Streptophyta; Magnoliopsida; Ericales; Balsaminaceae
Product: protein ESMERALDA 1
Exons: 10
Coding region: 290-1990 (566 amino acids)
Source: RefSeq, a predicted model, not a curated record